AUGUUUCCACUAAUCCUGGCUGCCGCAAGCCACUGCUAUGACGUCGGGCUGAGAAUGGUUCUGGAAUAUGACUGGUUCACUGCCAGGGACCUUUCCUCAUCAGUUGGCAAUGCCUUGAACGAUGCUGGCCUUACCAACCCAAUGGCGCCCGACCUAGAACGUUGA
Histoplasma capsulatum G186AR is the source of this 165-nucleotide messenger RNA. RefSeq lists its product as uncharacterized. The coding region runs from base 1 to 165 and encodes 54 amino acids. Lineage: Eukaryota; Fungi; Ascomycota; Eurotiomycetes; Onygenales; Ajellomycetaceae. The record is from RefSeq and is a predicted model, not a curated record. The transcript is spliced from 2 exons.